GAGUUUCAAAGAUUGACUGUCACAGAGCUAAGUUAACCACCACCAGAGACGCACUAUCACGACUGUCUGGGGGUCACUGCCAGUUCCUCCACUAAACUGCUGCCUGACUGAUCGACCUGACUCUUGUUUUCAGCCAGCCAAUUUCACACUUGUUUUUUCUCUUCCGAUAUUUUUCCUGAAGGUUUUCACCACUGCAUUCACCAUGCAGUCCUGUGCCAGGUGUGGGUUUGUGGUCUACCCAGCUGAGAAGAUCAACUGCAUUGACCAGAACUGGCAUAAAGCAUGUUUCCAUUGUGACAUCUGUAAGAUGGUGCUUACUGCCAAUAACUUUGUUAGCCACAAGAAGAGGCCAUACUGCUCUGUACACAAUCCAAGGAACAACACGUUCACAAGUGUGUACGAGACACCCGUCAACAUCAAUGCGAAGAAGCAAAGCAAGGCGAGCAGUGAGCUGAAGUAUCGCGAAGACGGUGAGCGCUUUAUGUCCACCUUCCACCAUGACAUGAGGUCCAUGGAGCUGGAGAAGGCUCGUCUAGCCAAUCAAAUGGUCAGUCAGGCCUUUCAGUCGAAGUCUGAGUUCUCACAGCAGCAGACAUGGUACUCAGGCAUGGUGACCAACCAGGAGAUAGUGACGAUGUCUCAGGCCCAGAAGACCAUCAGUGAUGUGAAGUACACAGAGGAGUAUGAGCAGUCAAAAGGAAAAGGCAGCUUCCCUGCCAUGAUCACACCAGGUUACCAGGCUGCUAAACAAGCCAAUACUUUGGCCAGCAACUUGGAAUAUAAAAAAGGACACGAGGAGAGAGUUUCAAAGUACACCACAUUUGUUGACCCCCCAGAGGUGCUUCUGGCCAAGAAACAAGGACAAAUUGUUAGCGACUAUGCCUAUACAGAAGAGUAUGAGCAGCAGAGAGGCAAAGGUAGCUUUCCUGCACAUCUUACACCUGGAUACAAGAUAUCAAAGAAGGCCAGUGAGCAGGCCAGUGAUAUAAAGUAUCGUCAGAUGUAUGAACAAGAGAUUAAGGGUAAAGCCAGCACUGAGGCAGCAGCGGCUGAAGCAGUUCAUGCCAGAGAAAAUGCAGAGAAUUUCAGCCAGAUUGCCUAUACCGAGGAGUAUGAGCAGCAACGAGGCAAAGGAAGCUUUCCUGCCAUGAUCACUCCUGGUUAUUAUCUUGCCAAGAAGGCUCAGGAAAACGCUAGUGAUCUAAAAUACAGGAAGGACGCGAACAAAAUGAAGGGCACCUCACACUUCCAUAGCCUGACAUCUGAGGACAAUCUGGCUCUAAAGAAUGCCCGAAAGAUCAACAAGAUGGUCAGCGAGGUGGAGUACAAGAAGGACUUGGAGAAUACUAAAGGUCACAGCAUCAAUUUCUGUGAGACGCCACAGUUUCAAAAUGCUGCCAAAGUUGCCAAGUUCACAAGCGAUAACAAGUACAAAGAGAAGUACACCAGCAAUAUGAAGGGUCACUAUGAAGACUCAGGCAUCGAUAAGAAGACCAUGCAUGCCAUGAAAGCCAGGAAACUGGCUAGUGAUAUUUCUUAUAAACAAGGCUGUGAACAGGAGCAGGGUGAAUACAACUACCCAGCCACCCUCACACCAGGCUACCAAAGCCAAAGGAAGCUGGACCCACUGAAAGAUAAGAACUACAGGCAACACAUUGACCAGGUCAAGUACAGUCCAGUGACAGACACACCUGAGAUUGUUUUAGCAAAGAAAAACGCUCAGCUUGUCAGCAAUCUAAAUUACAAAGCAGGCUAUGAAAAGACCAAACAUCAGUACACACUAUCUGAGGACCUGCCCCAAAUCAAAAACGCCAAAGCCAAUGCUGCCUUGUGCAGUGAUAUUAAAUAUAAGGAAGAGUGGGAGAAAACCAAGUCUAAAGCCUGUGACAUCGGUGUGGACGACCUGAGUGUCAAAGCAGCAAAGGCUUCCCGUGACCUCGCCAGUGAUAUUAAAUACAAAGAGACGUACAUGAAGGACAAGGAAAAGGCAGUGGGGAUCAACAUGAGCGACUCCAAGACUCUGCACUCUCUGCAAGUGGCCAAGAUGAAUAGUGAUAUUAAGUACAAGAAGGGCUCCAAGGAGAGCCAGGGCAACUACAGCCUUCCUCACGACAUGAUUAACCUGAGCCAUGCCAAAAAGGCUCAGGCCCUCGCCAGUGACCUGGAAUACCGCACAAAGCUGCAUGACUACACCGUCAUGCCUGAUGACAUCAAGGUCCAGCAGGCCAAAAAGGCUUAUUCUCUGCAAAGCGAGAACCAGUACCGCUCAGACCUGAACUGGAUGAAAGGAGUGGGCUGGGAUUCCGAAGGAUGUAUGAACAUCACCCAGGCCAAGAAAGCUGGAGAGCUGCUUAGUGAUACUAAAUACAGACAGAAGGCAGACAGCAUUGGGUUCACCCAUGUGGCAGACGAUCUCUCCAUCAAACACGCCAAGAAGAGCCAGGAACUGCAGAGCGACCUGGCGUACAAAGCAAACACAGAGCAGAUCAUACACCAGUACACCAUGACAAAAGAUGAGCCUCUUUUCAGACAAGCAAAAGCUAAUGCUGACCUUCUCAGUGGGAAAGUGUACAGGAGCAACUGGGAGAAGCAGAGGGAAAAGGGCUUUGAGCUACGUUUGGACGCUCUCUCUAUACUCACCGCUAAAGCCAAAAGAGACCUGGCCAGUGAUGUCAAAUACAGGGAGAAAUAUGAGAAAAACAAAGGCAAGGUGAUUGGCAUUAAGUCCAGCAGUGAUGACUCUCAGAUGGCCCACUCUGCUCUGGCCACCAAACUGCAGAGUGACCGCAACUACAAGAAGGACUAUGAGGAAACUAAGGCCAAAUACAGUGUUCAUCUGGAUAUGCUGAACAUCAGCCAUGCCAAGAAGGCUCAAGAUCUGGCAACCGAGACCAACUACAGGACUUUCCUCCAUGAGUAUACGACUCUGCCAACUGACAUGAAUGUUGCCUGGGCUAAGAAGGCCUAUGAUCUGCAGAGUGAUAAACAGUACAGGUCAGAUCUGAACUGGAUGAAGGGAGUCGGCUGGGAGGCCUCAAAAUCUCUGGAUGUCCAGCAGGCGAAGAAAGCCGGAGACCUCGUCAGUGAGAAAAAGUAUCGUCAGAACGUAAGUGGUCUGAAGUAUACCAGUGUUGAAAACACUCCAGAGAUGAUGCAGGCCAAAGUCAGCAACAAACUAGCCGUUGAUAGGUUGUACAGGGAGAAGGGUGAAAACAUGAAGCACAACUACACGCUCAGUGGAGAGCUGCCUGAGAUGGUUCAGGCCAAGCUCAAUGCUACAAACAUCAGCGAGAGCCGUUACAAGGAAUCUUGGACAAAGAUACGUGACGGUGGUUAUAAGCUGCGUCUGGAUGCCAUUCCUUUCCAGUCUGCCAAAGCAUCUGCAGAGAUCCUCAGCGAUCAAAAAUACAAAGGAGAAUUUGAGAAGACCAAAGGGAAGAUGAUCGGACUGAAGGGACUGCAGGAUGACAUAAACAUUGCUCACUCGGUCCAUGCCAGCAAGCUGCAGAGUGAUAUUAAGUACAAGCAGGACUCGGCAAAGCAGCUCUCAAAGUUCAACCUCUCGAUGGACAUGAUGGAGGUCGCCCACGCCAAAAAGGCCCAGUCACUGGUCAGUGAUCAGGACUACAGGCUUACCCUGCAUCAGUACACCUCACUUCCUGAUGACAUGAAGGUGCAGGCAGCCAAGAAAGCAUACGCUCUGCAGAGCGAGAAUGUGUAUCGCUCUGACCUGAACUACCUGCGGGGUGCAGCCUGGAUCGCCACAGGGGCUCUGCAGAUUGAAGGCUCCAAGAAGGCCAUGGACCUCAUCAGUGAUAAAAAGUACCGCCAGCAGCCGUACAACUUCAAGCACACCUCUGUCGCUGACUCUCCAGAUAUCGUCCAUGCCAAACUCAGUGGACAGAUCACAAAUGAACGUUUGUACAAAGAGAAAGGGGUGAAUGACCAGCACAACUACACUAUAACAAGUGAGAGACCAGAGAUUACGCAAGCAAAGAUCAAUGCAGCCAACUUUAGUGAGAUCAAGUACAGAGAGUCCUGGCACACUCUGAGGGCUCAGGGCUACAAACUCACCAUGCAGGACAUCCCCUUCCAGGCUGCCAAGAGCUCCACAGGCAUCGCCAGUGAUUACAACUACAAACACAACCACCUGCUGGAAAAAGGGAAGCACAUCGGGGUCAAAAGCGUCUUGGACGACCCGCGACUCCUGCACUGCCUGCAGGCAGGCCGGCUGGCCAGCAACCAGGAGUACCGCAAGGAUGCACUGACAACCAGUGGGCAGUACCACCUCACCCAAGACAUGAUUCACCUGGUGACGGCUAAGAAUGCCCAGGCCCUCGCCAGCGAGCAGGACUACAGGAAGAAACUGCAUGAGUACACAGUGCUUCCCGACGACAUGAAGGUCAAGUGGGCCAAAACGGCUUACAACUUGCAGAGUGAGAAAUUGUACAAGUCAGACCUCAAUUUUAUGAAAGGAGUGGCCUGGGACGGUGUGGGUGCACCCCAGCUGGAGUCAGCUAAGAAGGCUGGAGACCUUAUAAGUGAUAAGAAGUAUCGUCAGCUGCCAGACAGCCUGAGAUUCACCUCAGUGGCAGACUCUCCUGAUAUCCUCCACGCUAAGACAAGCUAUCAACAGUGCAGUGAGAGGUUGUACAAAUCUGGGAAGAAUGAUGACAUGCACAAGUACACUUUACACUCAGAUGAUCCAGACUUUGUCAGAGCCAAGAUGAACGCGCAGCAGAUUAGCGAUAAAGUUUAUAAGUCAUCUGGGGAGCAAGUGAAGACAUCAGGCUAUGACCUGAGGCUGGAUGCUAUUCCCUUCCAAACUGCCAAGGCCUCCAGAGCAAUUGCCAGUGAUGUCCGCUACAAGGAGUCCCAUCUGAAGGAGAAGGGCCAGCAGGUGGGGCUGCGCUGUGUGGAGGAUGACCCCAAGAUGGUGCACUCUCUGGCAGCCAGCAAACUCCAGAGCAACCUGGAGUAUAAACGCCAGUCCAAGGAAGAUCGGGGCCACUUCAAAAUGCAUGCUGACCAGCCCGAGUUUCUGCAGGCCAAAAAGAGUCAGGCUCAGGCUAGUGACCUCACCUACCGCCACAAGCUCCACGACUACACCUGUGACCCCGAGCAGCUCAAUGUCAAGCAUGCCAAGCAGGCCUACAAACUGCAGAGUGAUGUGAACUACAAGUCAGACCUGAACUGGAUCAAAGGAGUGGGCUGGACCCCUCCCGGCUCCCACAAGGCCGAGCUCGCCCGCCGUGCUGCAGAACUAGGGUUUGCUGAGGGAGUCAGCACUGAUGAGGCUAUUGCAAAGUAUCAGCACAUGAUGAUGCUGCACCACCAGCAGCAGUUGGAGCAGCAGCAGCAGCAGCAGCAGAGUUCUGAGCAGGUAGAGACCAGCGAGGAGAUUCAACAAGGCGUCAACAUGGACGCCAUGGAGGUCCUUCACGUCAAGAGGAAGAAGACCAUCCAGACCGUACAGAAAAAGUCAACCACCACCACCUCGUUCAAAUCCAUGGAGAAGAAGUCCAGCACCACCUCCUCCACCUCCUCAUCGGCUGCUCUCCAGAACACAAUCAAGAUGUCCACGUCUAGUAAAGCUGCUGCAAUCGAAGACGCGUAGAACCGAGAAGUUUUUAUAGAUGAUAGUGAGUAGAGAACGUUAAAGACACCCAUUUUCAGAAAUUGUGGUUAACUAAUACUAAGUGAUAUGUGUGGUAUCUACUUGAUGAGCGACUGUUGUUACACUGUAGUUACAUGAAAUGCCACAAAAAAUGUCAAACAGAGCUACUGUAGGUGCAACAAUGUACUGGAAAAUGUAGUUAAAAUGAUUACAGAAGGGAUUAGGUAUGUUAAAUCAGGACAGGACUUUAGUCAAGUUAGUUAAAAGGAUUGUCGUGGUAUGUGGUGAGCAAAAGGGAAUUCGGAAAAAAACAAGUCGAAUGCAAGGUAUUUUUUGACAUUUUAUUAAAACUUCUGAAUGGGUUAAAUUGCCUCUAAAGGACCAUGUUCAACACCAGUUAGAGCAAAAAAAAUCAAGGAUACCAAAACUGAAUUCAGGUUAUUAUAAUCCAAAGGUGAUACUGUAUGAAAUAUCAAAUGGAAAGUUUGCAUUUUGCUUUUGUAUAUUGAGUGUGUUUAGAACAUGUGAAGCUGGACCAGAGAUCGCUAUAAAGGCCAGCACUGCAGAGGAUUUUUUUUCAUCAUUUGUUUUAUUUUUUAUUUUUAGAGGAGAACACAUGCAACAAGGUCAAGUGAGCAAACAAAACCUAGUCGCAGCCCUGCAAAACAUGCAGUUUUAUUACGUGGUCUGCAAAUCUAGUGCACUUUGAGCUAGGCUCAGUGAGAAAGAAGUAUAGGCCGACUGAAAUGAUGAGCGAUCUACAUUUUGUCUGGCAGGUUCAGCUUCGUGAGUUUGUAUCAGUGCCCCUUUUAACUCAAAGCUGGGCUGGGAGUAAAUGCUUGGUUUUACUGCUGAUAAAAUAAACUGUUUUUUAAAGGCAAA
Messenger RNA from Morone saxatilis (striped sea-bass), 6499 nucleotides. RefSeq names its product nebulin-related anchoring protein (gene nrap). Gene Ontology annotation, biological process: cardiac muscle thin filament assembly. Gene Ontology annotation, cellular component: Z disc. Gene Ontology annotation, molecular function: actin filament binding. The transcript is spliced from 43 exons. The record is from RefSeq and is a predicted model, not a curated record. NCBI's taxonomy places the organism in Eukaryota, Metazoa, Chordata, Actinopteri, Moronidae. The coding region runs from base 203 to 5617 and encodes 1804 amino acids.